Theobroma cacao (cacao) is the source of this 1218-nucleotide messenger RNA. The record is from RefSeq and is a predicted model, not a curated record. NCBI's taxonomy places the organism in Eukaryota, Viridiplantae, Streptophyta, Magnoliopsida, Malvales, Malvaceae.
AUGGGGAGAAUGCAAGGGACUCGGAGUUACUCAGCGAACCCUAGCGAUUUCCAGCUUCUUGAAGAAAUCGGCCAUGGCGCCACUGCUACUGUUUACAAAGCAAUCUAUCUUCCUUCAAAGGACGUCGUGGCUGUCAAGUGUUUGGAUCUUGAUCGCUGCAGCGGUACUAAUCUGGAUGACGUACGUCGGGAAGCUCAAACACUGAGAUUGAUCGAUCACCCUAAUGUUCUUCGGGCAUAUUCUUCCUUCGUAGUUGACCGCAACCUUUGGGUAGUCAUGCCGUUCAUGUCGGAGGGUUCCUGCUUGCAUCGCAUGAAAACGGGUUAUCCCGAUGGAUUCGAAGAGGCUGCUAUCGCUUCCAUUCUUAAGGAAACUCUUAAGGCUUUGGAUUAUCUUCAUCGACAAGGACAUAUUCAUCGGGAUGUCAAGGCUGGGAACAUACUGCUUGAUAACAAUGGAACAGUUAAGGUCGCUGACUUCGGUGUUUCAGCUUGCAUGUUCGAUUCAGGAGACAGACAACGUUCGAGAAAUACCUUUGUGGGGACUCCUUGCUGGAUGGCACCGGAGGUCAUGCAGCCAGGAACUGGAUAUAACUCCAAGGCAGAUAUAUGGUCGUUCGGCAUAACAGCAUUGGAGCUGGCCCAUGGUCAUGCACCUUUUUCCAAUUAUCCACCUAUGAAGGUUCUCUUGAUGACCAUACAAAAUGCUCCUCCACGACUUGAUCAAGAUUGUGAUAGGAAGUUCUCCAAGUCUUUCAAAGAUAUGGUUGCGAUGUGCCUGGUGAAAGAUCACACAAAGAGGCCCACUGCAGAGAAAUUAUUGAAGCACUCGUUUUUCAAGCAUGCAAAGCCUCCUGAGCUUUCUGUGAAGAAAUUAUUUGCUCCUUUGCAACCGCUGUCGAAUCCUGCGAAACCCCUUCAGCUUAAAGAUGCUGCACAACUCGCUCUGAAGAAUAUGCCUUCAGCAGAACAAGAAGCUAUAUCACGGAGUCAGUAUCAAAGAGGAGUUAGCGCCUGGAAUUUUGAUAUUGAGGAUUUGAAAGCGCAAGCAUCUCUGGUGCAUGAUGAUGAUGAUGAUGAUGAUGAUAUUCACGAGUGCAAAGAUGAUGAUCGAAGCAUGAAAUCAAGCCUUGGUGAUAAGACUGCAGCUUCCUGUAUUAGUUCUUCUUCUAUUGUACUUUCCAAUGAUCUAUGUAAGAGCUGGGUCAUAGUUAGUUAG